AAGAGCAGAGUUCCUUUGGAAAGGAUUCCAGCUGAGCCUCUCUGCUGUUCACCCUCAUCCGCCUGUGCCUCCUCAAACAACUUGUAUUCUUUCUCCUCUGUUGCUGUCAGAAACCAAAGAAAUCCACAAUGGAGGCCAUCAAGAAGAAAAUGCAGAUGUUGAAACUGGACAAGGAGAAUGCCAUCGACCGUGCAGAACAGGCAGAGAUAGACAAGAAAGGUGCAGAAGACAAAUGCAAACAGCUGGAAGAAGAGCUCUUGGCCCUACAAAAGAAGCUAAAGGGUGUGGAAGAUGAAUUGGACAAAUACUCAGAAUCACUGAAAGACGCUCAGGAGAAACUCGAGCAGGCAGAGAAGAAGGCCACAGACGCCGAGGCAGAGGUGGCUUCCCUGAACAGACGUAUCCAGCUGGUAGAGGAGGAGUUAGAUCGUGCCCAGGAAAGACUUGCCACAGCGCUACAGAAGCUUGAGGAGGCAGAGAAAGCUGCAGAUGAGAGCGAAAGAGGAAUGAAGGUGAUUGAGAACAGAGCAACUAAAGAUGAGGAGAAGAUGGAGAUCCAGGAGAUGCAGCUGAAGGAGGCCAAACACAUCGCUGAAGAGGCUGACCGCAAAUAUGAGGAGGUGGCACGCAAGUUGGUGAUCCUUGAGGGUGAACUCGAGCGCUCUGAGGAGCGAGCUGAGGUGGCUGAGGCCAAAUCUGGUGACCUUGAGGAAGAAUUGAAAAAUGUCACCAACAACUUGAAGUCCCUGGAGGCACAGGCUGAGAAGUACUCCACAAAAGAAGACAAAUAUGAAGAGGAAAUCAGAGUACUCACUGACAAACUUAAAGAGGCGGAAACCCGAGCUGAGUUUGCUGAGAGGUCUGUGGCAAAGCUUGAGAAGACUAUUGAUGAUUUAGAAGAGAAACUAGCCCAGGCCAAAGAGGAGAAUCUAAACAUGCACCAAGUGCUUGACCAAACUCUUCUGGAACUCAACAAUUUAUAAAGGUGGAUUUGUGCAACACAAACAAGAGUCUUACACCACACUGAGCUUUCCAACAGGACCGAAUGCACCUGUUCUCUAGCUGUGGGCACACACAGGAUGAAGUUCUUAAUAAUUCACUUUGAUAAAUUAAUGUCUUAAUGUCACAAACUAAGUCAUUUGCAAACAAUGAGGCUGAUUCACUAAUAAAUGCGGACAAGUUAUAUGUUUAUAUGCACAGAAAAAAUGUUUCGUGCAAACUUUCAGCAAAUAGGCACAGACAUUUUUUCUUUGUUCUUACAGUAUGUUGAAGAAUCUGUAAUAUUCUAAAUGGAGCGCAUUGCCAAAGUUAGUAAUUAGCAUAAAACACGCCCAACGAUCUCCAUAUAAGGGCUUUCCGCACAACCUCUCCUGUACAGCGACGUGUUGCUCUCUGAAUAUACAUAUCUUUAAAGAUGCACUCUUCUAAGAGCAUGCGCCACAAGAUGUUUGAUUAAAGCUGUGUCAUUCAUAAACCAGUCGAAAAUAGGUCAAACUUAUUGUUGGGUCACUCAGUUAUGCAUUUUCUUACAAUAAUAUAUAUACACAUAGAUAUAAAGCAAAACAUUCAAACGUAAAACAUUUCACGUUAUAAUUGCUUAAGAGUCUGUGGUGUUUUUGUGUGUAUGUGGUUUCAGCUGGUUCUAAUCUUUAUGUAAAUUAAGAAUAAUUUUAAGUGCAAACUUAUUGAUGAUUCAUGAUUUCUGCGUGAAAACAUAAAUAUGUGCCUACGUACGGUUAAUGAGGCAGAAGUACAUUCAACCAAACCAAUCAUUUAUGUGUAUUUGUAAUGUUUGUAUAAACUAAACCAAAUUAGACUUUCAUUAUGGAUUCAUUUGAAUUUAAAUGUACAAUAUAAGUUACCUAGUAGCUUUUUGACCAUAAUUGAAAAAAAUGCUGUAUUGCUCUGUAUACCAUAUUUAGUAUAUUCAGAUUUUUAACCAUUCCAACAAUUUACUGUAAAUUUUCUGCAAUAUAUUUUGACUUGUCUUUGAUUUGUUUAUUGCUAUUUUUACCCAAAUGCACAGCAUUGUGAUUUUAACUAAUGUAUGUCUCACAUCACUACUGAAAUUUAAAAUCUAUGUUUCAGUAUGACUUGUUCUUACAUUGUUUAAAAGUAUUCACUUCAUUUGAUUUACUCCAAGGUUUAAUUAGACAUAUAGGGAUACAAUUAAUAAAACAACAUGCUUUCUAAUUAUUCUUGCACUUUUUUUUUUUUUUAUACUAAUUCCUGACACUUUUUAAAGCAUGAGCCAUUCAUGUAUCCUAUGCAGUUGUGUAAGCUCUUUUUGUUUCAAAUUAAUAAAAUAUUGAAAACAGAA
Messenger RNA from Xyrauchen texanus (razorback sucker), 2320 nucleotides. It is a transcript of the gene tpm2, whose product is annotated as tropomyosin 2 (beta). Gene Ontology annotation, molecular function: actin filament binding. The transcript is spliced from 9 exons. The coding region runs from base 129 to 983 and encodes 284 amino acids. NCBI's taxonomy places the organism in Eukaryota, Metazoa, Chordata, Actinopteri, Cypriniformes, Catostomidae. The record is from RefSeq and is a predicted model, not a curated record. Gene Ontology annotation, cellular component: actin filament. Gene Ontology annotation, biological process: actin filament organization; muscle contraction.